AGGCUCACCGAACGCCAGUCGACCAUUGGUAGCGCCUGUUGCGGCGGUUGCGGCGGUUGCGGCGAAAUCGAGGAAGCGAUACAUGUAUACCAGUUUAUCGUGUCGAUUUAUGGACUGCCUUCUACUUACACGUGCUACUGUUCUUGCGACUCUAAAUACUGUCGGUAGCGCCUUCUUUCCUGAACCCGAGCCGCCUCGGGAGUGCUUGUCACCCGGGAUGAUCCGAUCUUAUGCGGUUGCGAUCGCGUCGCUGCUAGCGGGAGCAUCCGUCGUUCACAGCAUUUACAAACCAGACCUGACCAUUCCUGGAGUUGACAGUGGCAGGGACCGAGAGGAGAGGGAGACUGGGGAGGAGGGGGGAGAGGAGAGGGGUCAGGGAAGUGCCAAGGAGAGCACGCAGACACCAGUUCAGCAAGAAAAAAGAGAAUCAACAGCAUAAUGCUUUUAUGCUGGCACGGUCUUUGAUUUCUGUGAGUUAGGGCAUGGUUGCAUUUGCAGCAAACUUGUUCACUCUUAACUAGUCCCCAAGCUGGUGUUUGUCUAGGAAUUUGCGCCAGCAAUUAGUCAGAAUGGCCA
Messenger RNA from Closterium sp. NIES-67, 576 nucleotides. The record is from the annotation of a GenBank genome assembly. NCBI's taxonomy places the organism in Eukaryota, Viridiplantae, Streptophyta, Zygnematophyceae, Desmidiales, Closteriaceae.